Xyrichtys novacula (pearly razorfish) is the source of this 7511-nucleotide messenger RNA. Lineage: Eukaryota; Metazoa; Chordata; Actinopteri; Labriformes; Labridae. The record is from the annotation of a GenBank genome assembly.
AUACCAAGGGAGAGAUAAUGAACAAGAAGAAGAACGUAGCCGACGAAGAAGAAGACGUUGUAUUCUGCACUCUGCUGCCUAGCAACAAACAUUGGCGAUCCAGCCAGUUGCUACCCUUAUAUGCGCGCGACGUAGUUAGCUGGUACGUGGGUUUAGUAACAGAUAGCAUUGCUUUAAUCCUGAAUAUUUCAUAAUUUUGCCCAGUUAUCAACGCCUAUUAAACUUUUUUUUCACCCGUCUUGUAGCGAAGAAUCUUCGGGUUGAGUGGUCAUUAGGUAUCCAUCAUUGACGGGCAGAAGCGGAGGUAAUUUUCAGUGAGAAAACCGGCUAACCUUAGCUAAGAUACCUUAGCUCUGAGCAGAGCAGAGGGGGGCUGCAGAAAACCGGUAUGCGACUGUUGGUUAGCUGACUAGCUUCUCUGAUGUUGGCGGAUACUGGAUGAGCUGAAACUUGACAAAUCAGGUAGGAAAUGUCCUCCCUUCAUGGUUCCAGUAUGUGUUUGUUUUCAGCUUUAACGGGCUCAGACAGCUGCUCACUGUCUGGAUGCUCUGCUGCCAGCUGUUCAACAGGUCAGAUACAGACUCUCCGCGAUUUAAGGGAGUACAGCAGCAGACUGAAGGCGAACUAAACAGCUGAUACUUUAACAUUGAUGUUUAACUUAAAGCCACGUUAGGUUUCAUCCGCAUCAUGUGGUUUUUAAAUCUCUAAAAGACUUCUUCUCUGAGCUCUGAAACACUGACUUGAAGGUGCCCCACCCUCAGGCCUAAAAAUCUAACAGAGUCUGUGAACUAGGUUUACACCAGUGGUUUUCAACUGGUGGGUUUUCAACUGGUGGGUCCCCACCCAAAAGUGGGUCACGGACACGUUCUGAAUUGGUCACGAACAGCCGUUCAAAAAAGUAAAUAUAUUUAAUGCGAUAUUUAUGAGAUGUUUUGAUACUUUUUGCACACGCAACUUCAGCAGUUGUCGUCCUCGUGUUGUCCCCUUCAUGUGCUUUGAAAUGCACUUUUCUCAACAAAACAAGUGGAUUUAUGUUAAAGAUUAGAGUCUUUAAAGUUUUUUUGAAAUAAAAAUUAAAUUUGCUUGGUUUGAAUUCUAUAAUAGUGGGUCACAACUUAAGGACCAUGGGAAAAUGUGGGUCCCAGAGUGAGACCAGUUGAGAACCACUGGUUUACAUUGUUUUGCACAUUUAACAAAGUGCAUAUUCAUGUAUGUGGGAAUAUCUGGGAUAAAUUACAUUUAACAGAUGUUAUUUCUCAUCUCCUUAGCCUACUUUUUACGCCAAGUUCACUCUGAUCAGAAACAGAUUAUGAACACAUGGACUGUAAUUCACACAUACUCAAACAGGAUCCUAUGGACAUGCAUUAUUAGAGUGAUGGCAGAGUAAUGGUGAGUGCACACAAGUUUUCAAAGUUAUUCGGAGUUCGGUGUCUCGCUGAAGGGCCCACAGGCUGUUUUUGGCAAGUGAAGUGGCAUUUUGCCAGCUACCAGCAGACUUUCAAGACUUUGAGAACCAAUCUUAACGUAGGAAACCUCAUCUAGACAGCAUUAAAAGCAGCUUGGCGGAAGUAAUUGUACCAGUUAGGGAAGAUGAAGUAUUAAAUCAUGUUGUCAGCAGCGUAAAAAUUGAACUUUGCACUGAACAUUGUUACACAAAUGAAUUUAAUGUAAAUUACAAACAAGAUAAGACCUAUUAUAAACCAUUGUGAGACACCAUUUUGUACAUGAAGAGAAACAAGAGGAUGAGUCACUAUUUAAGAAUGUAUUUAUCAUUGUCUUUUACUGAAAUCAUGUCGCAUUUUGCAUGGAUAGCCCACUUUUUUCAUAUCUCACUUUUUUCUCUGAGGAUGUUAGUAUAUUCAGGCUGUAUUUAUUGUAUAUAUCUAGUAUAUUUAGUCUGUAUUGUACAUACUUCUUAUAUUUAAUUGGGAUAAGUAAAGUCUAUCUAUCUAUCUAUCUAUCUAUCUAUCUAUCUAUCUAUCUAUCUAUCUAUCUAUCUAACUACAUCAGCAACAACAACUAUCUAAACAUGAUCAAUGCACUCAUUUUGAGAACGUGACGCAGUUUCUGUGACCCUAAAACAUGAUCAGCCACGCUUAGAAAUGAUCACACUGAGAGAUGAGAGGAUUGAUAAUGUGUCAAAAGAGGGAAAUAAUGGAAUAUAUGGAUCUUUAUUUAGUACAGAUUGGUCCACUUUAAGUGAUGCAGGCGUUAGAUAUCACACCGUCCCUUGGGACUCAAAUCAUAAGCAGUUUAUUUUCAACCACGUGCGGCUAUCAUGCAAUAACAGCUCCUGCGUCAUGCAGCUCAAUUAUAGUUGAUGAAUAAUUUCUACUACAUUUCGUGACUCAGUACCCGACAGGCUGUUGGACACGUCAGUCACGCAGUAGGGUGUCAGUGUCCACUGGGAACAGCUUUUCCUCAAUAUGUUGUUUAGCAUUGCACUCAGCAGACACACACACAUGUAAGUGUGGGAGCCACAGUUGCCAUGUGGUGUGUGCUGCUUUCAGUGCUAAUGGAAGGAUAAACAGUCAGGGCUCCUCCAAACAUCUUCCUUGUAAAAUUUACAGCCGUGACUUUAAUGGACGCACACAAAGGCAGUUCCAUUUACUGAGUAUAUAAAGCUCUUAACAAGAGUCACUCUACAGUAAAAUUCUUGUGUUAACUGCGAUGCUAAAAGUAAUAUAGUUAAAAAUCUGACAAGAUUCUGUGGCCUUCUCUCUUCUCUUUGCAAGUCAGAAAAGCAAUUUAGUGAUAUCAUCGUCAUUAACGAAGGCUACAGAUAGACACACCAAGACUUAUGAUAUGCUUCACAUUCAUAUUUUUGAUUGUUGUUUUACACUUACAGGCGUUUUAUGUGUUCCUGUCACAUCGCUAAAGAAACCCAGGCAGAGUGGAAGUGAAGAAACCCACCAGACGUUGCCGCCAUGUUGGAGGAGGACAUGGAAGUGGCCAUCAAGGUGGUCGUGGUCGGCAACGGAGCUGUUGGCAAGUCCAGUAUGAUCCAACGCUACUGCAAGGGUAUCUUCACGAAGGACUACAAAAAGACCAUCGGGGUGGACUUUCUGGAGAGACAGAUAGUGUGAGUAUGAUGUUCUGUGGCAGGAUUUUCCCCAUUUCUUCAUUAAUUACAGAAAAGCUAACAGGUUAAACAUGCCGUUUGUAAAUACUGAAGAAACUUGAGUUUAUAGUUUCUAUGUCACUAAGGUCCUCUGUGGGUUAGACACCUCAUUUGUGCAAAACUAAACUCUUCCCCUCUAACAGUGAUUAUAGACAGUCUCCUCUUGCUUAUCUGUUUGAGAAAGAGACAUUAACCUUGAGGUGUGACCUCUCAGUUUUGAUGUCCGCAUACUUACACCUUUGUAAUAUUUUAAAUGUAUAAUAUAACCCUUGUUCUGGGGUGUGUACUACAAUGCAGGAUUAGCAGUUUCCUGAGUCACUUCACAGUUAACUAUGGGGAUGUAGUCCUGCAAAGGUGGAGAGAUCAUCGUGGAGAUCAGAGAUCAGUUUUUAAAAAACAGGAAACUGACCUGGGAGCGAGUCUGACAGGACACUUUGUCUACCCGUGUGAUUUUAUGUAUGAAAAUUAUUCAUGAAAUUCAUUGAUGGUGUUUUCCUGACAUCACACUCUAACAGAGACUAAAACAGGCCGACACCAGAACCUUCAGGUGAUUGUAUUUGUGAAAUGUUGUAUAAUGCAUUCUCAUCUCUUUGGGCUCACUUUUCAUUUUCAAUUUUGUUUUCUCGGUGUUGCUGUUUGAAACUUAUCGGGGUGGUUGCUGAAAUAAUAGAUCUGAAACUGUCAUUCACGCCACAUGACCAGAGAAGAAAAUCAGUUUCAGGAUAUUAACGGGAGUUAUUAGAUAGAUCCAUCAUGCGCUAAUGAUGGGUUAAUGAGAUCAUCUGUCUUAAUUUAUGCAUCGACCCUGCGUGAUUUUGUCUCUGCCGGGUCUUUCAUUUAGCAAAUGCAGCUUUAUCAGUUUGAGUCCGAAUCAUCUGUUGAAUUUUAUUUAUUUUUUAUAUCAUAGUUAAGUGAAAGCAAAUUAAAUAAGAUGAUCUGCUUCAUGUCUGCAAUUCUAAAGAGUGAUCACAAUAAUAGUGGGCUGACUGAUCAGGUUGAGAAAGAGUUUCCUCUGACUGUUAGACAUGAUCACCUCUGUCAGGGUUAACUGAGGUCAGACAACAGACGCUUUCUAAACUUGUUUUUUAAGCAAAUCUAUUGCACUGAAAUCUGAGUUUCACUGCAGGUAUUAUUGAUCCAUCUAAAGAGUGAUUUUAUAACUGUGCCUUAUUACCGCCUCAUUUUAGAGUGAAUGACGAAGAGGUACGACUAAUGCUGUGGGACACCGCAGGGCAGGAGGAGUUUGACGCAAUCACUAAGGCCUACUAUCGCGGUAAGACUCAAACUUACAGUGCUCAAGGGCAGUGACCCGGAGUCAAGUUUUGUGCCCCAGAUUUUGCGGUUUUCUAGCAGCACAGCUUUUAACUUCUGUCAUAGAAAGCGAUAAAAGCAACUGUAAAUAUGCAUCUUAUUCAUACAAGCAUACAUGAAAGCGAAAGAUCGGGAUGAAAGCAUGACCUCUUGUUCUGUUCUCUUAUAUUUCAGGGGCCCAGGCAUGUGUGCUCGUCUUUUCCACCACAGAUAGAGAUUCAUUUCAGGCUAUAGACAGCUGGAGGGAGAAGGUGGAGGCAGAGGUCGGAGAUAUUCCCACAGUUCUGGUGCAGAACAAAAUUGAUCUCCUUGAAGAAACCGUCAUAAAAAAGUAGGUCACACAUUCGAAACCCAAACGGGAGCAGUGCAGCAACGGCACGAAACAGAUACUGUAACAAUACUGGUAAAUUUCAAUUAAGACACCAUAACUCUCUGUGAUCUAAAAGGAUGUUUUUGUUCUUGAACUGCAGCGAGGAGGCGGAGGGUUUGGCAAAAAGGCUGAAGUUGAGAUUUUAUCGCGCAUCUGUAAAAGAGGACCUUAACGUCAAUGAAGGUAUGAUCAUAAAACAUGGAUACAAGUAAGAAACUCAUGUUGUUCCUGUUGUAACGUUUCUUCUUCUUCACUCUUUCAAGUUUUUAAAUACUUAGCUGAGAAGUAUCUGCAGCGACUCAAACAGCAAACAGCAGAGGAGACAGAGGUGGUCCAUUCAACCAGCAAUAAAAUAGGUGAAAAUAAAAUCACUUUUGAUGAAACAUUUCAAGGUUUUCCCUUUCGUAGGCUGACAUCUCACCCUGUGUGCGUUUGCUCCAAGGUGUUUUUAAUACAACAAGCGGUAACAUCUGCAACCAGAGCUCCAGCAACGGCAGAGAAAUCAUCACUCUGCGACCAAACAAACAAAGAACCAAGAAGAGUAGGAAUCCAUUUGGAAGCUGCAGCCUACUCUAGAUAAGACUCCACUCAUUUCAGUGACUGAAUGUCGUUUCUGAGAUUCGAUUGUCAUUCGCCACAUUGCGAGACCAAAGCCCACAUAGACUGGGAAACACGACUCUGGUACUACCUUGUUAAACUAAAGCGUAAAUCUGACUCCAGCUCCCGUUAUUGACGGUUGAAUUACGAUUCAGCCUUGAUCUGCGCACAAAAAGCAUGUCAAUGUUUGUACUCUUUUCGGUCCCCCCUGUGGUUGUCCUGGGUAAAAACAGCAGCUGCACAGUUUCACAGAAUAUUUUGAAACACUUUUUUCAAACUUCCAUGAGAAUAUGGUUCAAACUAAUCUGUGUAUUGUCCACGAAUCGAAACCCUAUCAAAUCCAGAGUUUAUUCUCUGUGUGAGAGUAUUUUUGUAUGAACCUCAUCAGUGUUGAGGGAUUAUUUUCUCUGAAGUGUUGACAUAGUGCCAAAUCUGCUCUGUACUGAGCUGUAAUCAAACAUUAAUACUGCAGUGAUAUGGUUGUAUCAUGAAAUAAGUAGAAUAUGCUCCUAUGUAUAACCAAAUAUCAAUAACUCUUGACACUAAAUAGUCUUCUACUUGUCUGCUUGCAGUCCACUCAUUAACACAGUUGUUGACUAAUUCAAAGACUUCGGAAAGGUUUAGGGCUUGUUGAUGCAAAACGUGAGACGAAGAUCGGUCUACUCUUUCAGUCAUAGCAUCUCCAAUCACAGUCACUUAUAGCACUAUGUUUUUGAUUGUUUACAUUCGACAUUUCACAGUGCGUGUCUUUGUAUCUUCGGUACAGCUUUGAGUGACAUAUCAGUCGGCCUUUAGAGUUUCAUGGCAUAUCAUGUUGUACUGCAUUGUAUUUCUAAAAUUUCAAAUACUUAAAGAUUUUUAAAGUUGAUGUGGCUUCUGUGGUGUCUAAUCUUUCUAUUCAAAAUGGAAACACAACAUUUGUAAACCUCGUUAUUUGUUUUUGACGGAAAAAAGGAGAUGAAAUAGUACGUAAAGUUAAGAGCAGACUAAACACACUUUUUAGCAGUGUCUGUUUUCGAGGUUUGGACUCCUGAGCACAAAGUUGACCCUUGCUCCCUAGACUUAAUAUUUUACUGGUUUUUGCCGGAAUAUGCAAGAAAACUAAGAUUGUUCUCACUCCACAGGGGUCCUCAUGUACUGAUGCGAAAUCUGUGUUACUGCCUGAUCUACAUCAAUCCUUUUUUUCUGUUAUACAAAAACUUCUCUAACAGACAGAUCCUCACAAAGCACAAAGAGACGUGGUGAUGUAGAAGUCUUGCAACAAAGAUCUUGUCUGAAAUUCCUACCAUUUUCAUAGAAAUAAUAAAAGUAUUUAUCUUGGAAAAAGUGUGCAUGUAGAUAAGUUUUAUAACAUGUUUCAGAUUUCUGUUUGAAGCGUUCAGCGGUCUCUGUUCACAAGAAGUCUGCAGUGACUGUAGAAUGAAAAUCUGCCCAUGUUUUCCAGCUGAACUGUUGCUAUUAAGGUUCUGUCACAUUUCAAGCUUUGUCAUUUGGCUCGAUUUUAUGUAACACUGCUGUUUUGAGAAGAGAAAAAAAGAAAUUUAACUGUAAUGCAUGCAGGCCUUCUUACACAUCAGUGAAUGUCAUACCAUGGUUUCAACGCCACAAUGCCUUGUCCAUGUUUACAUUCUCCCCUAUUGACUUUCAUCAAGCAUUUAAUGCCUUAUGUUGCUGUUUGUUUAAAGAAUACCUGCACAUUAAAUGUGUAAAUAAUAAUUAUUUUUUCUCUCUUUUAUUUUUAACAUUGCGUUUACUUUGCCUUUUUGCUUUUGGACUGAAUCCAUUUUAGCGCACUUUAUCAUGAAGAUGGCAUAAAGUCGAAAGAAACCAUGUGGACACUAACCAUUCAUUAUGUGCUGUCACUCAGGUGUUGUAAUAAUCUGUGUUUUAAUGUCUGACUUCAUAAACCAUUUACAAAACAUUUAAAUGGAAAUAACCAACAUAUGAAUGCUUUCAGUGUGACAAAAACAACAAUCAUUGUUGGAUUUUUUUUUUUUUUUAACAAAUAAAGAUGUAUAACAUUUUGAGGUGUCCCACUCCACUGUACACCUUAUGUUUUAGAGGAAACUGACGGUACUCUAACAGAAAUAAAACUCCUCUUUUUCUGGUGCA